Molecule: messenger RNA, 4288 nt
Organism: Cucurbita pepo subsp. pepo (vegetable marrow)
Lineage: Eukaryota; Viridiplantae; Streptophyta; Magnoliopsida; Cucurbitales; Cucurbitaceae
Product: protein TIME FOR COFFEE
Biological process (GO): regulation of circadian rhythm
Cellular component (GO): nucleus
Source: RefSeq, a predicted model, not a curated record
ACAUAAAAGCACACAAAAUAAACACCGAAGAACAGAGAGAAAAGAGGCAGAGGAUUUUGCUGUGCGUUUCAUCAUUCGGGAGUUCGCCGGAGUUUACUGUUAGUUCCCGGCGAGGUGGAUUUGAUUUUACUUCACGAAGUGAGGGGAAUCGUUGAUUCAUUUCUGUGAGAGAGUUUGAAAUUUCAUGAUUGAGACGCAUGAUCAUGGAGAAAAGCAGAGAAGCGAGGAGUUCGUCUAGUACAGUGGCUGCCAAUGGAUCCUCACGGCGACGUAGUAGAGCUACGGCCUUCAGAGAUUUACCUGAGGAAGGUCAGGUGGAGUUGCAGGAGACGGUGCGGUUAAGGGAUAAGGGAGGGAAGAGGGAUCGGGAUCGAGAGUUUGCGAGUCAGAGAAAGCGGAGUAGGAGAGGGGAAAAUAGAGAAGAAGAGGUGGACGAAGAAGGAGGAGAUACCAGUGCUGAAGAUAUUGUUGCUGAUGGAGAUAGUGAUGAGGUUGAAGACGGUGGAGGAGUUUCUCGGAUUCUUUCUUCUACUACGGCUUCUUCUGCUUCGAAUCAGAACAUGAGGAGAAACUCUCUUCCGCCGAGAGUUGUGAAGCAACAAUGGAAGGUUGCUGACGACGCGAUGAUUGGUGUUCCGGUUCCGAGAAAGGCACGCUCAGCUUCUGUCAAAAGAUCACAUAAUUGCACGGUUUCAGGAAAUAGUGGUGUUGGUGGAGCCGGAGAAGACAUUGCCGACGACCACAGCAAUCGGAAUCAGUCCGAUUCUCCGGCGAGGUCGUCUGCUGAGGUCGUUUCGCCAUCGACCUCCAUUAUUUCGGCUAAGAAGAAAAUGAAAUCAACUGGACCUAAGACUCGAUCGAUGAAAGCGUCCAAGAAUUCUUCUCCCUCUGCGAAGGAGGGGGAUAUUGAGAUUGAGAUCGCUGAGGUUCUGUUUGAACUGAAGAAACAAUCACAGUGCUCAAGAAAACAAGAAGUUCAUGUGAAACCAUCAUCGAACCAAGAAACAGAGAAUUCCAGUGUUCUUUGUGACGGUGCCAAGUCUUCAGUUACAUCUACAACGGCGAACUCUUCACAUACUGCCUUCCAGAACUCUAUUUCGCUUCAGAAGAAUGGUGCCACCUCUGAUUUGUUGCUUAAUGUUGCUGUGGAGAACAAAGUGGAGAGUUCCUCUUCUCUGGCUCAGAACGAUUCGUCAGAAGCUACAGCUGAAGGAGAAUCAGAGCAACCUGCAUCUGAUUUUACUAUGAAUAUUGUCUCUCAUGAACGUAAAACUGAGGAAAGUAAACCAGCGCAGGAGGUCUGCACUGAUGGAGAUGAAAAUAAGAAGAACAAAGGGAAUGAUCCUGAAAAUUCGCCACCAACUAAUUUGAUUCCAGAGGCUGAGACCCAGAAAGAACAGAAAUUCAAAAUUGAUUUGAUGGCUCCUCCGGCUCCAACAUCGCCAGAAAGGGAUGGGCUGGCUGAUAUGGUUGAAAAGGAAGUAGAAGGAUUUAAGGAAAAAGAAAAAGUGAUCUAUGAAGAUAAGAUGGUGACAAGUGAUAAAAAGAUUGAAUUCCUUAAACUGGAUAUGGAGAAAUCACAAUUAGAUAGCAAUAAUAGCAUCAUAAUUCAAGAACAGAGUCACAAUCAGCAACCUAAUGGAGCCGCCAGCACAGUUGAAAAAAAUGAAUCAUCCACUUCAGUGCGCUCGCCCAUUAUUCUGGGUGGCUGGCCAACGACCGAAAUUCCUCCUGUCGGGUUCAGCUCACAUUUCCGGACAGUUCUUCCUUUGGAUAGUGUUGACAAAUCAUCCUCCAAACUACAGCAUCCAAAUUUCAUCCUGUCACACCCUCGGCCGAAACGAUGCUCGACUCAUUAUGACAUUGCCCGAAACAUUUACUUACACCAGCAGUUUACAAAGACGAACUAUUUCCACCCAGCUGGGGAUGCUUCUGCAUCUCUUACAGAGGCCAAACUCAAAAGCAUGUCCUCAAAAGAAGGCAUGAUUAUGAGUAACCCAUUGGGUGCAAAUCAUUUGGAUAUGAGCCUAAAUUCUGUGCAACAGAGAGAGCAAAGUGAAGGUUACUUUUCUGGGAAUGUGACUAAUGAUAAAAGCUCCGAGGCUGCAAAUUUUGCUGAUAUGGCUAAAAGCAAGCAGCUUGUAUUUCAGCAGAGACAGGGAGCAUCUUUUGGUAACUCAAUGGUGCCUGGCUCUGGAUUCAUAUUCCCUAUUGGUCAGUAUCAAGCACCGACAGCUGCCACUGGAAAUCAAUCUGGGUCCACCAAAUCUAGUAAACAAUUGACAUCACUGUUCAGCAAUAAUCCAGAAGGUGGAACACUCGUGAGCUUUCCAGCAUUACCUGCAGUAUCUAGUAACAUGAACUAUAAUCAUCCAAAUGUGGUUUCGAUUGAAGCUCCGUACUUGGCAAAGCUUCAGAACAAUGACUAUCCAUUCACCUUUCCUACUGCUGCAGGAACUACUGCAACAUACAGAGCAAACAAUGGCCAACCCUUGCCUCUUUUCAAUUGUUCUUUCUAUCCAUCUCAGCUGUUCCAUCCAUCCCAGAUUCAGCCAGCACAAACUCAAUCUCAUCACCAACCAAGUGGCUCCCAUAAACAACCACAAACUCAGCAGCACCAAUGGAGUGUGCAUGUACCUGGGAACAAUUUAGUGCCAUCAAAUGGUAUGCAAGUAAAGCAGUCGACAGAACAGCAUUUGUCACUCUCUAACCAAUCUUGCAAGCAUGAGAGUGAGGCCAGUGGAGAAGAUGCGACAUCGUUUUCUGACAAGCGGGCAGCUCCGGUACAGAAAAGUGCUCAUGAACAAAACUUCAUUUUGCCUGUUCAGGCACUGGGAUUCACUUUGAUGCCAUCAGCGACAUUGAAUAUUGGCAAUGGUGGAAACAGUGGGGACAAGAAACAGUCUCAUCCACAGAAUUUGAAGAACACGGUUGCCUUGGUUCCUUCCCAGGGACUCACGAUGUCCUUUGGUUCAUAUAAUGGAAAUGGUACCCAUUCGAACCUCAACUUCACGCCGAUAGCGCACAAUACAACGGUUUUUCACAAUCUUCCUGAUGUACAGAGGGCUGCACCACAAGCUACAAAGCACAAGAAUCACCAAAGUUCUGAUGGAAGGAAUGGAUUCGUUCUUUCGGGUAAUAUCGAUAGGAACACUGGUAAUUCUUCUGCAAAGCCUUCUGCUACUUCAGGGCAGACUCUGGUUUUUGGUAAUUCUGCAAGGACCCUUAACUUCAUGACAUCUUCUGCCUCUGUAAACUGGCCAUCCCCUUCUGCUGCUUUAACAACAAAUCGACCUGCUGGUAUCCAACAUCAACAAGCAACCAUGUCGUCUCGUAUGGCACCUCGUACUAAAGUACCAACUGAUAGUAGCUUGCCCUCAUCAGCUACAACCAAGUUUUCUUGUAAUCCCCCUCCUGGCUUCUCAAAACCAUUGAUACAAUGCGACAAAUCAAUCCAGUCGAACUCGGGAAGAAUGGUGACCUCUGUUGUCCCUACAACAUCCCUCCAUCUUUCUUCCUCUACUGCAGUCCAUAAGAACUCCAGUCAGCCAAAGGGAAGUACUCUUCAAGGCCAGACCCAGAUAUCGUUUCGGGGAGAUUUCAAGCCAGCCUUUACUCAGAUGCAACACAUUCCUAGUAGCAGUCACUCUUCAUCUACCAGUGGAAAAUUAAGAAACACAAGCAGUAAAACCAGUCCAUCAGUUGCUCCCGCGCAACCAAAGCAGGACGAAAGCUCAUCGACCGGAGCUGGUCAGAAAUCAUCUCCUGUCUGUGGUAGAAACGUGCCUUCAAUCUUGAACACAUGCCCCAGUCAUCUCUCAGAACUCAAAUACUAGACCCUUUUUGUUCCAGCAGUUUUGAAGGAUGAUCCCAACUCUACAAGUGGUGAGCGCUCAAUACCAGUGGAAAUUGAACCUCGUAUGUGGUUAGUUUCUAAGGAGCUUCCAACCAUGAUGGUUUCUAGACUUGCCAAAAGACACGACACACAUUCUCGGGGAUCGAGGGCUCAAAAAGUUUGCAACCACCAGGACAUAUUGAUGCGGGAUUCGCCAAAAGCAUGUCGAGGAGCAUAACGAUAAAUGGGCAUGGAUUUUUGAUGAAGAAAAUCAUGAAACUUGGAAGUUUAGGUGUAGUGACUAGAAGUUGGUUAGUUAGGUGAUGUAUAUUGUAAGUCAUUGCACAUUAUUAGGGCCAUUUUUUGGGUUAAAUAUAUAUUGUCUAGUGAUAGAGGUUAGAGUUGUGAAUAUGAUAUUAUUAUAGUUGAGAAAUAUAUUCCUUUGACUCAGAA